Phacochoerus africanus (Common warthog) is the source of this 2384-nucleotide messenger RNA. It is a transcript of the gene SIGIRR, whose product is annotated as single Ig and TIR domain containing. The record is from RefSeq and is a predicted model, not a curated record. NCBI's taxonomy places the organism in Eukaryota, Metazoa, Chordata, Mammalia, Artiodactyla, Suidae. Gene Ontology annotation, biological process: signal transduction. The coding region runs from base 980 to 2212 and encodes 410 amino acids. The transcript is spliced from 10 exons.
UGCAGGGACACCCCUGUCACCUGGCCACGCGGCUUGGCCUUAACUUCCAGGAGGGUCCAGGGGAUGGCGGUCUUCUGAGCUCGGGGGGCGAAGGGGCUGCUGCACGAGUUGCCCUGGGGCCUGCUGGGCUGGGGGCACCUCCUUCUGGGUGAGGGGGAGGAGCUUCCUGGUCUUCCACGGCCCCCAGGGGGCCGGUUCUCCUGCUUCGAGGACCUUCCCAGGCAUGCCUCCAUCCCAAGGGCUUCUGGAAGGACCCUCUGCGCUGGUCCCAUGGGAAUGAGCCUGAUGCUCCACCAGUUUCUGAGGAAGUUGCAGCCACGCCAGGGGCUUCCAGGUCCACAGUGGGUCACCCAUGCAGAAGGAACUGGGGGCAGGUUGAGACUCAUCCCUGCACAGCCUGGGGGGCCCCGCGGGUGGGAGGACAGCCUGAAGGAGCCAGGGCCCCGGUGUGUCCCCUUAGCAGGGCGGGAGGGAGUGGAGUAGAUGCCCAGUAAAAACCCACUGGGCUAGCGGGGGGACCUGGUGCGGGGGGGAUGCGCCCCAGGUCCGGCUGCAAGGAGGCUGGUGUCCUCGAUGGCUCUGGCCCUGGGGCUUCACAGGCCCUCCUUUGGCCCAGGUCACUGUAGAAAUUUUGGUGUCUAGAGGUGGGUGUGGCUGCUGCCAGUCUGGCUGGGAGCACCCCAGACCCCCAUAGGAGAGAAGGGUCACCUCCGGGCGGGUGGGGGCUUCCUGUGGAGAACUAGACAGAUAACGUGGAUGAAAGUCUCUGAGUUUGAAGAUGACAAGGAGUGGGGGUGCCAGCCCAGGAUCCAGGAGGGCUCCCCUGAGACCAGGCCUGGCCCUGAUGCCCCUCCCGUCUCAAGGGACAGAGUGAGUCCUGCCCAGCCCUUGGGGGAUCAGUCUGCUCAGCCAAGGAGGAGCCCGUGGAGCUGUGGGUGGCACCAGUGUCCAGCCUGCCUCGAGGAGGCCCCGCCAGAACAUGGCAGGAGUCUGCGACAGGGCCCUUGACUUCCUCUCCCCAUCUGGAAACCAGGUCCUGGGGCCUGCCCUGGGCAGUGCGGUCACUCUGAACUGCACAGCCUCGGUGGUCUCUGGGCCCCACUGCCCCCUGCCCUCAGUCCAGUGGCUGAAAGACGGGCUGCCGCUGGGGAAUGGAAGCCACCAUGACCUCCAUGAAGACUCCUGGGUCAAGGCCAACUGGUCAGAGGUGCUUGUGUCCAGUGUCCUGGGGGUCAACCUGACCAGUACUGAGGACUUUGGGACCUUCACCUGCUCCAUCCAGAAUGUCAGCUCCUCCUCCUUCAUUCUCCAGAGAGCUGGUCUGGCUGGACAUGUGGCCACAGUGCUGGCCUCAGUCAUGGUCCUGCUGGCCCUGCUCCUGGCAGCGCUGCUGUAUGUGAAGUGUCGGCUCAAUGUACUGCUGUGGUACCAGGACAAGUAUGGGGAGGUGGAGAUGAAUGACGGAAAGCUCUACGACGCCUACGUCUCCUACAGCGACAGCCCGGAGGACCGGAAGUUCGUGAACUUCAUCCUGAAGCCGCAGCUGGAGCGGCGUCGGGGCUACAAACUCUUUCUGGACGACCGCGACCUCUUGCCGCGCGCAGAGCCGUCCGCCGACCUCCUGGUGAACCUGAGCCGCUGCCGGCGCCUCGUCGUGGUGCUGUCGGACGCCUUCCUGGGCCGGGCCUGGUGCAGCCACAGCUUCCGGGAGGGCCUGUGCCGGCUGCUGGAGCUCACGCGCAGACCCAUCUUCAUCACCUUCGAGGGCCAGCGACGCGAUCCCGCUCAUCCCGCGCUCCGCCUGCUGCGUCAGCACCGCCACCUGGUGACCCUGCUGCUCUGGAGGCCGGGUUCCGUGACACCUUCCUCCGAUUUUUGGAAAGAGCUACAGCUGGCGCUGCCACGGAAGGUGCAGUACAGAGCCAUGGAGGGAGACCCCCAGACCCGGCUGCAGGAUGACAAGGACCCCAUGCUGAUUGUGGGGGGCCGAGGCCCUGAGGGUCGGACCCUGGACCCGGAGCUGGACCCUGACCCUGAGGGGGACCUGGGUGUGCGAGGGCCCGUCUUUGGGGAGCCAACAGUUCCAUCACAUGCAAGUGGGGUCUCGCUCGGAGAAGGCCGUGGCAGUGAAGUGGAUGUCUCGGACCUGGGCUCCCGAAACUACAGUGCCCGCACGGAUUUCUAUUGCCUGGUGUCAGAAGAUGACGUGUAGCCUCUGCCCAAUGGAGCAGCAGGAUCGCUGGGGACAGCUGGGGGCAGGGCUGGGUUUUUCCCCCCACUCAGCAGGACCACAGUCCCUGGGUACCUGUGGCCUGGGACCUUGGGGAAAGGGAGUGGCCCUGGAAACCCUCCUUGUGGCAGAAAUAAAGUCCUUCUGAAUCCCG